Molecule: messenger RNA, 15530 nt
Organism: Xyrichtys novacula (pearly razorfish)
Lineage: Eukaryota; Metazoa; Chordata; Actinopteri; Labriformes; Labridae
Source: the annotation of a GenBank genome assembly
GGGAUUUUACACCGCCGCCCUCACGUUGCACAAAUGUGUCAAGCGUUUCGGAAUGGAGGAGGACUUAGCUAAGUGACUUGGCCAUUAUGAUUAAAAAUGCUAACAAUAUGACUGAAUGACAAAAACUAUAUUAUGCGUUAAGCGAAUAUUGGACUUGGGACACGCGUGGAGUCGAAAAGGUAAAUAUUCCAGUUGAAGACGUUAGGUUUGAAGUGUCGCUCGCGAAGUGGCUAAGCUAACAUUAGCUAACCGCCUCGCCACGGCACCACCUACCGAAAAACAGAGAAUGUAAUGAUUUUAACUUUGUUUGCUGUUUUUUAUAAUUCUAGUUUUCUGUUGUGUGUAUAGUGUAACCUAAUUUUAGCUGUUUUAGUAUCGGUAGUUGUCACGAGUGUUUAUUGCUAACGUUAGCGGGCUAAAUAACAUGUCCACCAAAAGUCAGAAGGCUGCAGAGAGAGAGAGAGAGAGAGAGAGAGGGAGAAAGAGGGACGCUCAACAACUCUGUAGCAAACUGUGUCCCUUAGAUAGUUCCAGUUCGAUUUGAAAAGCUUUAUAAGCGUGUUUACUUUACUCGUAGUCUGUUAAAGAGCUCAACCAUGUUCCCCUCACGUUGAGCGGUAAUAUCGGAAUUUUAUCUCGUGAGACCUCCUCAAGCUUUACAACCGUUGACAGUUGUAUUAUUUAAACACGGCCAUGACACUUGUUUAUACUGAAAUGUUUCAAGAAUUUUGGCCACAUCUUCCCAUAUUCAUGCCAGAAUACACAAUUUGCUUUUGCUUUGAUUUCAUAUCGGCGUCUGUGCUGUAUUUCUGUUCAGUAAUUGUAGAGGUAUCGUCAGCAGUUUGCUCUGUAAGUCGGCGUAUACGUACAGUGUAGGCCGGGGUUAUUGAGGUUACUGGGUUCAUGUGGGGAGGGGGUAGUGAACCAUAAUAAGUGUCAGGUUUGUUUGGAGUUGAAAUGGGUUGUGGGCUGUUGUUGCAGCCCGCAAAGCUUUUCGUUUUCCUUUGGAUAAAGGCAAGACAAACAGGUGUCAGUAUUGGCUUUAAAUCCCUUUUGUAUUUGUGCAUGCUUCUUUAGUUAUAUUGAUAAUCUUAAUCAGUUUUGUUGCGACCUACAUAUAGACUUGACGACAAGCCCAGGGUACUAUUUCCAGAAACAUUUGCUUGAAGUGUGUGUGUGUGUGUGUGUGUGUGUGUGUGUGUAUAUAUAUAUAUAUAUAUAUAUAUAUAUAUAUAUAUAUAUAUAAUUAUACAAAUUUGUUAUAGUAAACCCACAUCUCAAGUAUUUACUCUUAAGAAAUUAAUGUUAACCCUCACAUGGACAUGAACAUGUUGCCAGACUGUUAAAAGUAUUAUAUAAUAUUGUAAUUUCAUAACUAAACAUGAUUGGCCCAAGGAUGUAUAUCCUGCUAGGCUUGCACUACCAUAUUAGCAGGAGUUUUAUGUGUAUUUGUGUCACAUGACCUGAGGUUAGAUUAAUUGAUCAGCUUCUGUAAUUCCACUUCCACUUUUUCACCCCCAGUUUGACUAAUUUUCAGUAGUAUCAAGGGGGACAAAUCAAAGUGUUUCAGACCUUUGAAACAUGUUUCAGACAGAACGAGUAUAUUCAGCAGAUAUCAAUUAUUCAGUUGAUUUAAGAACGGGACUUUGCAAAGCUCAUGGUUGUCCUUGUGGUUCACACAUAGUGUCUUUGUCCUUCAUCAUGCUUUCCUUAGAAACCAAUCACAAAACAAACAUUUUUUCCUCAAAAGAAGAAAUGUCAUGGUUGCUAUGUCCCAUUGAGUAAAUGUUGUGUGUUGCGCCUUGUCUUUGUAGGAUUAGCAGAUAUGUUUGUGCUGCAACAGCUGUUGUAAAUUCCUUUUGGUUCAAGGGUUCUUACUUUACUAUAAGCAAAAGCUAUAGGUGUGAGAAAAUUGAACACUAUCAUAAGUAAUUUCUAAAAAGAACUGAGUUAAAGAGCAAACUGAAUAAGCUCAAAAAUUUGUUGUGGUUUAGUUUUGCAUAACAGUAAAAAUAGCGUUGACCAGCCUUGUUUACUUGUCUUCAACAGUUUCAUGUACAUCUGUGGUCUGGAAUGCAAAGUUUGUUACUAUUGCCACCCAAAGAAAAAUGUUUCUAUGGCCUUCAUGUACAGACAUGAUAAAGUGCAGUUAAGGUCUUUUCUGCAUUUUUUUUCUUUUUGUGGUACAAGAAAUUGUAUCAAUACAAACGCAGGCAAGUCAACAUUUUACAUUGGUCAAACGGUGUGUUUCUAAACUAUUAUACCUGCAACUACAGACACCAUAAACACUUGUCAUGCGAACAACCAUAACAGUGUCAAUUUGCAGGUCAAUAAAUUGAUGAGUUGUAAUACAUUUAAAUCAUCAAUAUGAGAGGUAAAAUUAACCUUUGACUACAGAGUGCUUUGGACAAGAAUUCAAAAUGCCUGUCUUAGAGGUAGAGGGGACAAGUCCAUAAAAGUGGUCUGUUCAGUACCUUGAUCUGAAGUUGGCCUUUUAACUGCACCAUACCUACACUAUGGUAAUCUUGGCUCUGUGUGCUGCACACAAGCUGUACAGGUAUAAUAGGAGUAUGGCUUAAACACUCCAAAUUGAGCAGGCUGUUUAUGUAAUCCUGCAGUGACGACCUGUUGAACGACGCAGGAUAUUUUUGCUGGCUCUACUUUACACCUCUCAGUGUGUCUCUCUGUUCUUCUGUGGUACACUGAUCCUGUCUCACUGCUCGGUGUUCUUGUUGGUAGCUGUUGUCUGUAAGUGUCAUCCUGCUGGAUACAUAAGAAGCUAGAAAAAGUCAGGCUAGGUAGGAUAAAGACUGGAACUCAAAUUAUUUUGUAAUGUUUGUUACGCAUUCCAUUAUACUGUUUUCAAAUACUAACACCGAAAUACAAAUCUAAGCUCACUCUGGCCAAGUUAUACUUCACCCAUAAACACUGACUAAGAUUUGUCACUUGUGGAGCCUUGAGAGGAUUUGAGCUCUAUUUCACUCGGAGGACAGCUGAGGAAAUGUCUCUGCUGGCAGCAGCUAUUGCGCUGCAGAUUAUCACAUUGUUAUUGUGUUAUCUUAUGAUGUGUAAAGAUUGCCAUUUGGCAGAGUUGUGCCCAGUGUUGGCCGUAUUGAUGGAUGAAAUGUGCUCAUAUGUGUAAAUCAUAGAUGAGUCAGUUCGAUGGUCAGACAGCCUAAUAGAAUUAGGUAACAGGGCAGAUUGUGUUUGUUCACAUUUAAGAAAAGAAAAGCAUUGUGUUGUUUUACCAAACAUGUCAUCUGCGUAUUGUUUUUUUUUAAUUCCACGACAAUGUGCUUAAACUCAUGAUUCACAAAAACUAGUUUGAUCUUCCUCUGAACAUUUUCCUUUUGAUUUCUGUAAGAAAUUCCAUGCAUUUUGAUUCGGGGUUUGUUCUGUGCAUUAGCAGACAUUUUCAUCACUGACACAUGUCUGUACCUAUCAUAGCAGGAGAGCAUCCAGAUGUAAUUAAUUUCAUGAGAGUGUUAAUACAGAACACACCUCUAUACAGUGCAGCAAAGGUUCAAACUUUAAAUAAAGUUCUACAUCACGCAGUUGUGUUACUUCAUUGAACUACUUCCUGUCUUCAAGCAGGCUUCAUGAUUGAAGUGUGCUCACAGUUUGAAUAUAAGUGUAGUCAAACAUUCAGUGUACACAAUAAGGAUGGUUCUGCUAAUAUACUCUACUGAUGGACUAUGAAGUGUGUACAGGGAAUUCAGCUGCAUAUAAUUAAACAGGUAUUGAAUAGUUUAAGACAGAUCCUUUGGCAAACACUGCAAAGCAUCCUAAAAAGUCCUGUUACUGUUUUUGAUUUGACUGUGAUUGAAUCCUGACACCACAGAACUUUCUUAUCUCCUGUGAAGUUAUUGUGUUGUUGUUUCAGCAAAUAUGUUGUAAUUUGUACCACAACUGAUGGUUAAAAAUAGUCGUGCCACAUAAAGCAAUCUCCUUCAACUGCUCACUGUCAGUACAACUUGUUACACCCAUGAUCCAAAUUGUCACUUUUAAAGGCGUAUGAAGUAGGGGAGGGAGAAAAAAUCGGUUCACAUAAGUAUCGCAAUUUAUUGUUUUACAAUUUUUAAAUCGAUUUUUUUUGUUCAAAAAUCACAUUUUUUUUUUUCAAAUGUAAGAAUAAAUCUUAGAAACAGACCUACAUGUGAUGUGUAUUUUGGGGGGGAAUAUGGUUCCUGGAAUAGUCAGUAGACAAUCAUAAACAUUCAACUGUUUCACUGGUGUUAAAAAUUCAGAUUAAAAAUCAAGAACAUCGACGUAGAAUCGCAAUUUAAAUCGAGUCAGCAUCCAAAAAAUCAUAGAAGAAUCGAAUCAGGAGAAAAGCGUAUCAUCCCAGCUCUAGUAGUAGAUCUAAUUUUACUGUCUCACCUGCUGUCAGCAGCAUAGUGUGUAAGCUGGGGUUUAACUGAGGUGGUCUUUACUCCCACUUGAGUUAAGCUUAUUUGUCUUCAUUCCUACAGAUUCUGGUUGCAGCUGAUUACAACAAACCAUCAGCCUCACAUCUUCUUGUAGGAGAGGAUGGGGGGUACAGUUGCUAGUGGGCGCUUGUGUCUUAACCUGUAUUUUGCAGGCCAUAUUGUCUUUGAGAUUGUUUUCUAUGAGGCUUACAGCUCUUAGAUAGAUCAAUUUUUUUUCUUUAGUAAUGUUGGUCCCAUGACCGUGGCAUAAUCCAAGAAAUCAGCUGCUUCAGGACUCGUCAUCUCUGAUCAUUUUCAUUUGUCUUUGUUUUUCAGUCACUGAGGCAGAGCUUCACAUCUGACAUCCAGCACUGAUUGAAUGAACACUAAUUUAUGGUCACCAAGGAACCUGUUUCCCUCGUUGAACAUAUGAAGACCCUCACCAAGCACGGUGAAUGGACAAAUUACUAUUGAUGUGUGACCAAAGUGUGGAGAUGCCUGGAGGUGACGGCGGUCCUGAUGGGGAGGACCCUGUGCUAUCAUCAGCCGCAAGAGAAGGUGGAGAGGAGGGAGGGAGGGUGUCGUCAGGGGCGCAAUCAGAGUGCCUCAGGGGGGAGCAAAAUGGACCUCCAGGGGGAGAAGUGGGACAGGAAGAUGAAGAGAUGACGAGUGGCUCAAAUGACCUCUCAUCCAAUCAUAGCCCCGGGAGUGUGACAGGAUCCACCUUCACUUCAACCAAGAGGUACUGACUUGGUCGGUGUAGCCUGACAUAAUGUAUGUCCCCAUGUUUUAGGGCUUGUGAUUUUCUCUACUAUAACAUAUUAAUCACUGAGAACAACAUUCUCUGGAGCAAAACACAGAAUCAGCCAGCUCAUCUGACUGCUCAUAUACAAGUCUUUAGUUCAAACAGGUUACUACUUUGGCCAAAGUACAACCAAAGUCAGUGUACCCACAGUGCUACUAAUUACACACAAGAGAACCAAGAGUGCUUGUGGCUACAGCAUGCGAGGAGGUCAAACCUGAGCCGCAGAUUUUUUUGUAAACUCUGAUUUUAAAAUACUACUGAAGGAGUGACUCAUUUGUUGAUGAAUGUCUGCUUUUUCAUAAGACAUCUAGACUGUCUGGGACAGUCUGCUUAUUGUACACGCUGAGUUGAAACACUAGAGUAGCAGAAUUCAAUAAUUAAGCACCAUGGAUCUGGAAAGAAAUAUACAGGAUGCUUGAGAGUGUUUUUUCUUCAAAUAUUACUUUGCUCAAAGUUGGGCUUUUAUUUUGUAUUUUUGUAGUUAAAUUGCACCAUCUGUGUAUUUUUGCAUGUGCAGCAGCGAGAACGCUGCUGAGGGCAAAGGCCAGACCCACAGAGAAGUGAUGAUCACAGUGGCUGAGAUGAAGAAAAGGCUUCCUUCAGACAAACGCAGCCGCAGCAAAGCCAGUACAGUGGAGGCCUUACAUUAUGCACUUAACUGUGUCAAACAGGUGCAAGGUAACCUGGCCCCUUACUCUUUUUUCUUCUUUGACAUCAGAGUAGCAGCACUUCUCUUUCUCUCUUAGCAUUAUUUACUAGGUCUCAUUUCAAAGCAUUAUGCGUGUGUUCCCCUGCAGCCAAUAGUGAAUACUACAAACUGCUGAUGCGAAAUGGCCAGGAUGAGAGGAGAGAUGCCACUGUUUGCACCCUGGAAGAGUUGGAGAGGGUCACAUCUGAACACACCAUGAAAAACACGGUACUUACAGUUACACACACACAACAACACAACUCAGUCAGUUAUGCUGUUAUCUUUUAUUUAAAUUUCUGUGUACAAAUAAAGCUAAAUAAAGAUAUUAAAAAGUUUUCACAAGAUGUUUAUUACCAGAGAGGAUUUUUGUAGCUGUCAAUUAUAGUCUUAAAGAAGCAAAAGUUCUUUUAUACACUCGUGCACCUGUACAAUUUUUUUGCCUCACGCCUGGGCGGGUGUGUGAGUGUAUGUGUGUUUACUGCUUUUGUGUGUGUCUGUGACUUGGCUCGCUUGUGUGCAUGUGUCUGUGUCUUCCUACAUGUGUGUGCGUACGUCUUUCCGUGCUCGUGUUUAGGACUCCUUUGUGGUGGUUUUCUCCCUGUCGAGCGGUCGUGUGCUGUACGCGUCAGAGCAGGCUCCCAGCAUCCUCUGCUGCAAGAGGAAGUUCCUGGAAUCAGCCAAGUUUGUGGAGCUGCUCUUCCACCAAGAUGUCAACGUCUUCUACUCACACACGGCUCAGCCACAUCUACCGCCAUGGAGCAACUCACACACAGGUGUGUUGGACCUGAAUUUGUUACAACUUUGCACAUUUCAGUUACAUAUCAGUUUUAAUCAUAUUUUACUUUAAAUUUAGCAUACAUAGAUAACCUUUAUUUAUUUAUUUGUAAUAUUGCUGAUGUAAACAUCAAUUUCUACAAACUCAGAAAGACACCAGUUAAAUGUCUCGAAAAUCUCUAAGUCUUGGAAAAAAGCUUCCAACUGCAAUUAAAAUGAUGAAUAAAAGUAAAAACAAAUUUUAGAGCAGUUUUUUUUUCUUAAGUUUAUUCUUUGUAAUACUAAAGGAAAAUGUUUCUUAUUAAAAUCUAAAACCUUUUUAAUAAUCCUUUUAAUGCAGAACUGAGAACAUUGCACAUCGAUCACAAAAUUAAAAGCAUUGUCAGAUAAAUCACUUAAUUUCUGUUCAUGUUCUCCGCAGCUGGGGUUCUGUUUGACUGCGCCCAGGUCAAGUCUUUCUUUUGCAGAAUCAGGUCAGUACUUACAUUCUCUCUGUAUUUCUUAAAGAUUCUUGUGUUUCUGAUCUUUCAAUGCAUCUAUCAUUAUUUAAAAUAAAACAUCCUGUUAAGUCCUGGUAUUUGUCUUGACUCUGAUUGAAACCUGAUAUCUUUUUUGGUAAAAUUUGGCUUACUUCAAAAUAUUUAAAUUUGGACAGUACAUAACCUGUAAUUACCAAUAGAUAUCGAAUAUAUACAUUAUUGGAUCUUUAUUAGCAAUGUUGUUUGGUUGGUAAGUGUGUCUUGUAAAAAGGUUGUGCACAUGGCUGUAGUCUGCAUUUGUUGUCUGCGUUUUGUAUGAAGUCAUAUGCAGAGGUAUAAAUCAUUCAUCACGUUAAACCACAUUUUAGGGGUGGGAAGGAUCGUGAUGGGGAGAUGCGUUACAACCCAUUCCGGAUAACACCUUACCUGCUGAAGGUGCAGGGAAAAGAAGGAAGCGGGGAGGAGGAGGAGCCAUGCUGCCUGGCAUUGGCUGAGCGUAUCAUCUCUGGAUAUGAGGGUAAAUUGAAAAAUGAAAUAUAAAUAGAAUUUUUUGGGGGUAUUUUUUUUGUUUGAUGUAGUUCAGGACAAACAACUUUUGCUUGUUUAGAACAAUAUCAGUCCAAUAACUCUCUUACCAGCAACUUCCUCAUAGUUUUUUUUUCUAGACAGGCAUGAUCAAACAGAUACCAUCACUUGAUUUACUAUUCACACUGUAUUUGUAGCUGUAUCCAUUUGUCAGUGCGAAAAGGCUUUAAGAGCCAACAUAAUCCUAGUCUCAUAACCUUGUUGAUGUUCAUUCCCCUCUCAUAAAGCCCCUCGGAUCCCCUUGGAUAAGCGCAUCUUCACCACCACACACUCUCCAGGCUGUGUGUUCUUGGAAGUAGAUGACAGGUCCAUACACACAAACAUAUCUACAAUCAGAGUUUACACUUAGCUUGAGUGUCAGUGUGUUGUUGAAACCCCAUUAAAUGCUCUAUAUCCUCAGGGCUGUGCCGUUGCUAGGAUACCUUCCUCAGGAUCUGAUUGGCACAUCAUUGCUGACAUGCAUCCACCCAGACGAUCGUCCCCUCGUGCUGUCAAUGCAUCGGAAAGGUAAGCAGGAAAAUCUUAUCCAUAAAUCUGAUUUAUUUAUGGGGGUUAGAUUUUUUGAGUAAAAUUAUAAUCAGUUACUUGAUUUCUACAGGUAGUUGUUACAAACAUAAAUUAAAGUUGCAAUAUUUUAUCAGUGUUUUUCAGUGGCCUAACAAUUACGAACCCUCUAAUGCUUUUUGUAUCAUAUUUGAUACAUACUUUUAUGAUACCUCUAUCAAAUAAAUAUGAUCAACAAAUUACUAAAAAAUAUAGUCUGAUAAAUGAUAAAAAUAUCCUCUUGUGGUUUAUCAGUUUAGAAAAAUAUCUAAUGUAUCAAAUGAGAUAAACAUACACUACAGGCCAAAAGUUUGGAAGCAAGGCCAUUACAGGCUGAACAGUUGGGAGCAAGUUUUUGUUCACAAUGUUUUUUUUAAAAUCCAGCAUGAGUUUUAUGUAUUUUGGGAUGUAUUUACUCCAUGAUCAGAAAUUGCUUUCACGGAAAUGCACCAUUUUACUCCAUUUACCUUUAGAUAUACAUUGAUGUUAACAGACCAUUGCUAAAUAUAUGUCAGCAAAAGAUAAUAAGGGCUUAGUUUUAGAUUUUUUUGGUUUUCAGAAGUAAGUGAAAUAAACAUUUCAGCUCCCCCAAAAUUUGAUUUUCUGGCCAUAAUUUGUGGUUUCAGACAUUAAAAGGCUAGAUUGACUGCAUAUUCACUCUUUUUGUGUUCUCUCUUUUUAAACUCACACGUGCCAUGCACAGUGCUUAAGUAUGCUGGCCAGUCUCCAUUCGAGCACUCCCCCGUGCGUCUGCGCUGUCAGAACGGAGACCACAUCACGUUGGACACCAGCUGGUCCAGCUUCAUUAACCCUUGGAGCCGUAAGGUGGCCUUCAUCAUUGGACGACACAAAGUCAGGACGUAAGUUGCACCCCAGCCGUUUCUAAGAGACUUAUUAAAUAAGUGAAUUCAUGAGCUCACAUCUCUGUUAUGUUUUCUUCUAACACAAGGAGUCCCUUGAAUGAGGAUGUGUUUGCUGCGCGGACUAAGGAUGAUAUGCUGGUCACAUAUGAGGAAAUAAAAGAUCUACAAGCAAAGAUCUACAAACUUUUCUUGCAGGUCAUUAUUUUGAUAACAUGAAUCAUAAUCAUAAUAAAAUAAUUUGUCAUCUCAUUUAUCAAAAAAUGAUUAUGAUUAUUAUGGAUAAAAGUUAAAAACAACAAAAAGAUUUCCUUUUUUUAACCAUUAUUUAAUUUUCCUAUUUUUGAAUUUCUUCAUGCUCCUUUCUCUGUUGUCACUGCAGCCGGUCCACAACAACGGAUCCAGCGGUUAUGGCAGCUUGGGAAGCAACGGCUCUCAUGAGCACUACAUCAGCGUAGCUUCUUCAAGUGACAGCAAUGGUAACAUGUGGGAAGACUCACACAGGGAGCCGGUAAGAAAUCACAGUAACAUCAAACCUCAAGAAAACAAGUGGAUAAUCUGUGACAGAGGUUAGCUAAGUGCGAGUUUGUGUUUUGUUGCAGAUGACACUGCAGCAGAUCUGUGCUGAUGUGAACAGAGUCAAGAGUUGGGGGCAGCAAGCCUAUCUUGGCUCCAGCCACAAAAUCACUCUUCUUGGCAAACACGCCAAAGGUAAUACAGCCCUUGUUGUUUAGAACACAAUAUAAAAAAGUAAACUUCAAUUAGAUUAAAAAAAAACAAAACUUGGCUGAAAUCCUCUUUUGCCUUCCCAGGACGUCUACCCCCAGCAGCAUCCAACCCUGAGGUCAGAGAUCAUGAAGAAGGCAGGAAGCAAACACACAUUCCCUCCUAUCAGCAGAUCAACUGUGUGGACAACAUCAUCAGGUGUGCUAAGGAGCCUCCUCUGAUAAAUCAGGACUAAAGCACCCAGGGUUGUUCAUGCUUUUGAUUGGGCUUUCAUGUGUUUGUGUGUUCCAGGUAUCUGGAGAGCUGUACAGGUCCAGCCCUUAAGCGGAAAAGUGACUCUCAUUCCUUGCCCACUUCCUCUUCCUCAUCCUCUACCUCAGAAGAUGACAAGCCUGCUGGAGCCACUGACACAGCUCAGGCCAGCUCAGAUGGUACAAUCACACUAAAAAUUUGGGUGAUAUCUAAUAUUUUUUAGGAAGCAGUGUUAAUUUUAUUUAUCUUUUUGGACAGUGGUGUUGGACAGUGGGGUUUCUGUGGCCCCUACAGCAGCAGCAGUUGUUGGAGCACCUCUGACAGACAUCACAUUGUCCACAAAGGCCAUGAGUGUAGUGUCGGUCACCAGCCAGUGUUCAUACAGCAGCACUAUUGUUCACGUGCCGCAGCCUGAAUCAGGUAUAUGAACUCAACCUAACAUCCCUGUGUCACACUGUGAAGCAAUGCGUCUGUAGAUCUUGAAUUUUUAAAAGUUUCAUAUGGUGAUUGAUUAUUCGUUUUGAUAAAUUCUUAAUCCCUUUUUAGUAAAUUCAUUUGUUUUGGAAAGAAAAGCCUGCAAACUGUACAUUGAACAUAUUUGUGUUUUCCCACAGAGGCCACAGCACUGGAGGAUGCCCCAAUGGGCAGUGAGCCUGCAGACGCUGCUCCAACUUCUGUCCGUCCCACCCCCAGCCCUGCCACCGAGGAGCCAAGGUUUGUAGGUCUCACCAAGGAGGUGCUGUCAGCUCACACCCAAAAAGAGGAACAAGAAUACGUGGAUCGAUUCCGUCACCGCAUCCUACAGAGCCCCUACAGCUCCUACCUGCAGCUGGACAACAGCUCUAUGGCUCACUCCCACCAUCCAGGUUUGUAUUUCUAAAGCUGACUGAUCACAUACAAGAGUUUGGUGACUGCUGAAUAUAAUUUUCAGACUCUGUAUUUUAUCUGAAUUCACUCUUUAAUCUGUGCACAUCUCACCACAGGUGACUACCUUCGACCGUUGAGCGCAGGGGGGUGGAACCGCUCCAGGAGAGGAAAGCCCAGACACAAGCGCCCAAAACCCCAUGGUUCCUCAGACAGCUAUGCUUCUCCACCUGGCCCUCAUCGUCGUGUUCCUGACUCCUCCAAACCCUCCUCAGAGUCAUCUCAGCCCCAGAUAGGGGCACCAUACAACCAAGCACCCCAGCUUCAGACAUCAUUCUUCCCUAUGAUUGCAACCCAGCCAGGCCCAGAGCAACAGCCUAGACCACAACAGCUGUCUGGAGCAACCCCCAUGGUCCUGCAAGCUCCAGACCAAACCCAGCUGAGCUAUAACUUUAACAUAAUGCAGCCUGCUCAAAGUGUGCAGGGCAUGCAGCCAAUCCAAAUGGAGCCCUUUCAGAAUCUGCAGACUAUCCAGAACUUUCACGGACUGCAGACCAUGGUGCCACCUCAGAAUGUCAACCCCUACAUGACUCCUGUCAUGGCUGUCAUCUUACCCAACUAUCCGACUUUCACUCCAGGUUUCCCGUCCAUUUACCCACCAUCAGUUCCCUCCAUGCUGCCCCAGGCACCCGCCGUCAUGACAGGCUUUGCCCCAGGCAGUGCUCCCUUUCCUCAGCCCCACUUCCAAGCUCAGCCUAACCUCCACACUCAGACCUCCUUGGGCCCCAUGCUUUGCUCACCAAGAGCCAGUUCCUCUGUCGGAGAGGAGGAGGAAGAAGCUGGGCCCCGGGCUUUAUUCUCCAGCUCCCGCUCCAGUUCUCCGCUGCAGCUAAACCUUCUGCAGGAAGAGCUACCAAAGCCGAGUGAAGGGCAGAGCAGCACUGGGCAUAACCAUGCCGAGAGCCUUCAUGAACAACAUGCCAACGAGGUAAAACUGCUGUUUUCUGCCAGCCUUUACCUUACACAUCCCAAAACCUCAUCUUUUCACCUUUUCAUUCUCUCACAAGAAGGGUUGUGCAGAGUUUUCUCUUAGCUCAAUAUGAAAUAUCAUUGCACAAAAUUUCCCCACUGUCUUCACUACCAAAUUUUUUUUGUUUUGUUUGUAAUUUAAAACCAUUUUCUUACCCAGGGUGAUAACCCAUGUGAGUCUGGGAACCAUGAUGCCCAGUCUACAUCCAGUGAGCUGCUUGACUUGCUGCUGCAGGAGGAUGCCCGGUCGGGGACUGGCUCUAAUGCCUCAGGCUCUGGGUCAGGGGAGUCUGGCUCUCUGGGAUCUGGAUCCGGAUCUGGCUCCAAUGGAACCUCCACCUCACACACUGGUAGGAGCUCAGACACACACAGCACAAAUGCACACUAUAAAAACAAUCACUGGGCGAUAUUUAAAAUGAGGUUUAAGUUUUUAUAUUGUGAUAUUGUGGCAAAACCAUCAAAUCAAAUGCUGUAGUGCUGGGAAAAUGUGUGACCCAGGCAACAGUUUCAACAAACAGAGUGACUGAUUCAGGGCCAUCCUUGAUUACAGGCAGCAGCAACAGCAGCAAAUAUUUUGCCAGCAACGACUCAUCAGACACAUCCCGCAAGGCCCGUAAGAGCCAGGAGGCACCGGCAGAGCACCAGCACACCUUUGACACUCGGGUGGAGAACUCGCUAUGGAGCAUGAUCCAGCACACCCCCGAGCGCAUCAUGAUGACUUACCAGAUCCACACCAGGUACAAACACAGCAAGACAAUUCCUGUAUUUGCAUCACACAUGAGAGGAAGCCAUAAACUUAAAAUUCAAGCCAACACAGAGCAAAUGAUUAAACAUCCUCUGUCUGUGUCCUGUGUUAAUUAGGAUGAAGUGGGUUGUAUAUGUAUAAUGUAAAGGGAUUUAAAAUGGAAGAUGACCAGCUGUCAAAACCUAUUUUUGAAGUUUGUUUUAGAAAUAAGAUUUUCAGGAUCUCAUGUUUUUUAGUGAAGAGAAGAAUUAUAAGGCAUCAGUAGAUGUAUGUGCUUCAGGCACCCUCUGCUGGUUUGAUGGUGUAUUUUAUAUAUAGUCUUACAUUUACAGAAUAUUGUUUGUUUGAUUUUUUUUCCCCUCCAAUGUCAGGGGUACCCAACUUUUUUGAAGACACACAUACACAAAGGACAGACAGGCACACACCUAUACAUAGAUUCAUGCAUACAUGCAUACAGAACUUCACAAAUGAAUGUAACCGUAUACAACACAAGCAAGAUGCAGAGACAGACAGAUUUAAAGGAAACUCUGACCCAAAGAAAUGAGUUUUUAAACCGACCACAGCUUGGCAGAGCUGAUGUCCCCGGGAGAAGACAGUUGUGUAGUUCAGGGGCUGUCACUGCAAGGCAGCAUAACCUUUGGAUUUGAAAUAUGAAUGAGCUGAUAAAAGACCCUGAUCAGGGGACUGGAGAGGAAGGCUGCUUGAAUAAGAGCUCAGUAGUACUGUUAUGUGUGCAUCCAUGUCUCUAAUCCAACUGUCUGCUUUUUCCCUCAUCUUGCCCCUCUUCUAGAGACCAGAAUGAGGUUUUGGCUGAAGACAGGGAGAAGCUGAGGGUACUUCAGCCCCUCCAGCCAUGGUUCACCCAGGAACAGAGGGAGGAACUGGUUGAGGUCCAUCCCUGGAUCCAGCAGCAUACAAUCCCACCUGAAAUAGACACACAAGUGAGGAUCUUUAAACACAUUCGUUACAAAUAUACCCAUGUCUCUGCUCAUCUUUGCACAUCCUUGAUGACCGUUUGCAUCUUGCAGGGUUGCGAGGGCUGCAGUGCAGGCGCGGGGGUCGCCCCCUCCCCUCAACUUCCUGCCCCUGACAGCUCAUCGAUUCUGGAGAGCCCCCAUCAGGACCCCAUCGGACCAGUGGUGGAUACUUGAGAGAUCCCUGAAGCCAAAAAAUCCAACCUCACAGAGAACCAGCCCUGCCGGACACCUCCACAACUCCCACCUUGCAUCUCUUCUGACCAAUCUGGAGGAGUGGGUCCCCAUGCUUUAGUUUGAAGUUUAAUGUAUAUUUUUAAAGGUAUCAGAGGCUGGAGCAGGCCCUGAAGAGCAGAGGAGGAGAGAGUGAUGGGCAUUUCUCUGAGUCAGCUUAACAUGACUGCCUUUUUUGGACCAUAAAUACUUUACCUCUCUUUACUUUGUGAUUAUGGACCCUUGCAGGGGUUAACUUUUGUCUUUAAGACUGACCAGCUCCUGUGGCAUUGUCAGCCACUUGACACUCAGUAUAAGAAAUGGUUUCAAGGUUGAUGCCCCCCAAACGUGAGCACUGUGUACACACAUCCGGACUGUAUGAUUGAUUUGACUGGGUGAUGAGACAAAGACAGAACUUGCCCAGUUUGAGGAUCAGCACACACUUCGAACUCUUCUGCAGAGACAUGAAGUACAGGUUGUACAGUACAUGUAACAAAUCAACUUCCCCGACUCUUACCAAGGUUGAUACAUGGUUAAUUCUUUUUCUUUUUUUUUUCUUUUGAGCACUUAAGACAAAGGGCUCUAUAUUCGUGCCUCACCGGUGGCAUGGCACAGGCACAGCGCAAGUCAGGUGUGCUGCGCCGAUGGGGCAAGCCCAAGCACACUUUGGUAAUUUGGUGAGUGGCGCAGCCCGGCCAAGUCCAAUUUUCACCCAUCCCUUAAAACUAAAUCUAUAAAAUUACCAAAUUGACUGUGCGCCGGGCUGCGCUGCACUGAAUUACCACUGUGCAGGGUAAGCCACCCUGCGCUGCACCGCUGGCAGGCACGGAAAUAGAGCCCAAAGAUAUAUUUGCUGCUCUCUGUUUAUAAUGUAAGGGUUCCAAUCUUGUAAGUUAAUUGUUAUUGGAGUGUAUUCUCUUAUUCCAUAGGUUAUGUUCCUCUUGUCAAGAUCAUCAGUUUUUACGCUAUUCUGUCUCAUGAACAACAACACACACAUGGAUGAUUUAAAAUUGAAUUCACUUGCCACAACACGAGGCCACCCAAAUCUUUUAAUGUCCUGUAACACCCAGUGUCCUUCCUGAUUACCUUUCUAGCACCUGUAGCUCUUAUGGUAAACAGACUUAUGGUUGUCCCAUAUUUUCCUAAGAUCCUCGGUUUACUUUCUGAAAGAUUUUCCUCCUUUGACUCUGUGUAGCUGUCUGGGUGACCGAAUGUGUGUUUGUGUGAGAGAGAAAGAGAGGAAAGCUGAUCUAGUUCGGUGAAUGUCAUCACAUAUUUUGUUGUACUGGAUUUAGAUGGGCAGUUGUGAAUGUUUGUGAAUGCGUGAGUAUGAAAGUGUGUAUAUGUGUGUGCGUGUGUGUGUGCACGAGUGAGAGCUGCUUCCUUCUAUACAGUUGUCCAACAGUACAAGACAGACCAGGGUUUUCUACCGUUUUUAGAUUGAAAGUAUAUUACAGUACCAUGUAUUUUAUAGAAAAAGUACACAAAAAUAACUUCACAAAGUGUAUAAGAAGCCAUUUGUCUUGAAUUCAGGGACUGUUUGUUUGUGACACAAAGGAAUGAAUAAAUGAACUAUGACCUAAC